Molecule: messenger RNA, 3968 nt
Organism: Phasianus colchicus (ring-necked pheasant)
Lineage: Eukaryota; Metazoa; Chordata; Aves; Galliformes; Phasianidae
Gene: CHAF1A
Product: chromatin assembly factor 1 subunit A
Biological process (GO): nucleosome assembly
Cellular component (GO): nucleus; CAF-1 complex
Source: RefSeq, a predicted model, not a curated record
CAGGGCGGGCGGAAGAGCGAGUCACGUGGGCGCUCUCCCCCAAUCAGCGCGGACAGGCGCGGGGUCGUCCCGGCUCCCGCCAAAUACGAGCGGGAGGCGCAGGGCCGGAACCGGACGGAGCGGGUUGGAGCGGGCCGGGUCCGCUCGGGUCGGCUGCCGCUGGAGCCGUGGCGCCUCGCCAUGGCAGGUAGGGGAAGGCCUGGAGGCAUCGCGAGGCUUCCGGGCUUCCGGGGGCGCGAGGCCUUCCUGAGGUAACAAAGGAGGCCCGAGAGCGGAGGUGCCGUUUCGGUGUAGGCCCCGAGCGGCGCCGUUUCCUCAGGCGUUGGGUUUCCCUCAGCUCUGGAGCCAUGGAGUGCAGAGACAAAGCGGUCGUUCCCCCGCGGAGACUCGUGCAAGCUCGGUUGCCUUUCAAGCGCCUGAAUCCUGUACCAAAGGAGAAAUAUGAUGCAGAAGCAGAAAGCAAGAAAGGAAAGAGUUCUAAGAGUGGUUUGGGCCAAAGUAAGGAUUCCUCCACAGCCACGUCGUGUGCAUCCACGGACAAUAUGGAGAAUGACUGCCAGCUGAAUUCAGAUGUGACUUUUGUUCCAAAACUUGUUAAUGGGAAGGGUCCAUUAGACCACUUUAUACAAAAGAGCACAAAAGAUAACAGAGAUGAAAUCAUCAUCGUUAUUGACUCGGUAGAUGAAUCUAAUCAAAGGCUCGGUGAUGAUGUAGACCGUGUUAAUUUUGAUUCAAAAGCAUCUUCUGCAGCUCUGACUAAUGGUGUGCUAGGGAAAGAUACGAACAAGCUGAGUUGCCUGAAUUCCACCCAGAACAGCCAAACUGAUGAUUCGAUGGAGACUGACGUGCGGUGUGAAGCUGUUGCAAAUAAGGGUGAAGAUUUGGUAGAUGGAAUCCAGUCUUGUUCUGGGUUGACAGAGUGUAACAACUUGGAAAACACGAAGGUUAAUCAGGGUGAACUGAAGGACGUCAUAUUUGAGGGGAAGAUGCCUGUAGUGCUUCUUGAAGAUAUUAUGGCUGCUAAAUCUCCCCAGGUCACUUCUCUGGAUGGAAGUGUCACAUCAGAAAAUGAGACCAUAGAAUUGUCCCAUGAAGGAGACUCUGUACUUACUAAUUCCUCAUUAAGCUCCCUCUCUGUGAGCUCCCCUGAAGCACAGCCUGUUGCAGAAACCAAGAGAAAUACUAGUCCUUUAGCUGUCUCAACGCCUGUUAGGAAGGUAUCUCAGAAACUCCACAAAAGUUCUGCAGAGAAGGAGAAGCUGAGAUUGCAAAGAGAUCAGGAGCGUGCUGACAAGCUGCAGAAGUUACAAGCAGAAAGGGAGGAAAAAGGAAGGCUGAAAGAAGAGGCAAAAGCUGCAAAGGAGCGAGCCAAGGAAGAGGCGAAGAAGAAGAAAGAGGAAGAGAAAGAACUGAAAGAGAAGGAAAGAAGGGAAAAGAAAGAAAAAGAAGAAAAGGAAAAAGCUGAGAAGUUGAGAGUGAAGGAGGAGAAACGCAAGGAGAGACAGGAAGCCUUGGAGGCAAAACUUGAGGAGAAGAGAAAGAAAGAAGAGGAGAAACGGUUAAAAGAGGAGGAAAAGCGUAUUAAUGCUCAGAAAGCAGAAAUUACAAGAUUCUUCCAGAAACCAAAGACUCCGCAAGCCCCAAAGAUUCUUGCUGGCUCUUGUGGGAAGUUUGCUCCUUUUGAAAUUAAAGAGAACAUGGUCUUAGCUCCCCUCUGUCGUAUUGCCCUUUAUCCAGACUUCUUAGAACAGCUGGAUCGGCUCCUGCGUGCACAGAAUAGUGAAGUUUCUUUCUUGAGAGAUCUCAAGUGUCGUAAGCCACGUAAAACUGGACCUACUUUUGUCAAUAGCAGUACUGACACAGUGAACAGUGAUGUGGUAGUGGUGGAUAACUGCAAAACAGAUGCUGUUCCUGAAAGGGGGAAAUUUGGUAGAAUGAAACUUCUGCAGUUCUGUGAAAAUCACCGUCCUGCAUACUGGGGCACAUGGAACAAGAAAACCACUGUGAUCCGUCCCAGGAAUCCUUGGUCAAAGGACAGUAAAUUACUGGACUAUGAAGUAGAUAGUGAUGAAGAGUGGGAAGAGGAGGAACCUGGCGAAAGCCUUUCCCAUAGUGAAGGGGAUGAUGAAGAGGAAGGAGAGGAUGAAGAUGAUGACGAUGGGUUUUUUGUACCCCAUGGGUACCUAUCUGAAGAUGAAGGAGUGACAGAAGAGUGUGAUCCAGAGAAUCAGAAGGUUCGUCAAAAGCUGAAAGCAAAGGAGUGGGAUGAACUGAUGGCCAAGGGGAAGAGACUCCACGUUCUGCAGCCUGUGAAAAUUGGCUGCAUCUGGGAAAGUGCACAAAAUGACAGUGGCACAAAUGCAGACCUGAAGGUUCUCCAGCAGUUCACAGCGUGCAUCCUGGAUUCAUCUGUUGCUGAAGAAGAACAGCAGAUACAGAAAUGUAGCAAAAAAAGAGCAAAAGAUCAGCAGAUCCUUGGCCAGCUUCUACCACUGCUCCAUGGCAACGUGAAUGGGAGCAAAGUGAUCAUCCAGGAGUUCCAGGAGUGCUGCCGGCAAGGACUGUUCAGUGAUGUGACUGCAGCUGCUGACUGUGGAGACACGAGCCCUGUGAGCCCCAACACAUCCCGACCACAGACACCAGUUGGUGAGGACAGUGGUGUCCCUUCCAAAGCCAGGCUAAAGAGAAUCAUUUCUGAGAACUCUGUGUAUGAGAAGAGACCUGAAUAUCGGAUGUGUUGGUACGUCCACUCAGAGGUGCUGAAGAGUUUUGAUCAAGAGCACCUCCCUGUCCCUUGCCAAUGGAACUACAUCACCCAAGUUCCUUCUUCAGGAAAGGAGGACAGUGGUGGUGUGCCAGGUGUGGCACCUGUGCAGAGCACCCCUGUGUCAGUAAAGAGGAAGUCCACUGGAAGUAUGUGCAUCACUAAAUUCAUGAAGAGGCCUAGGGAUGCUGAGCAGGCUGAAGCAAUGGAGAUGGAUGGCUUUCAGGCAGACACUGAGGAAGAUGAGGAUGACGAUGACUGCAUGAUUGUGGAUGUACCACCAUGCAAAGAUUCAACACUGACAGUCACUGAAACAGCUCCAGAAUCCAGUGGUACAACUGCUGCUCACCAGGAUGCCAACGUGGUCAGCCCAUCUAAUACAGUUUGAGACUUAAAUGCCUACUAACUUCUCUUGUAUGUAUGUAGAAUUAUUUAGAAAAUUUAAAACCCUGUGUAUCUUUGAACAAGAUACCUGAAAGUAUUCCAUAUUUCUUGUAAAGAGAAGACAGCACUUUGUUCUGCUUCAGACCAGAUGGAAGCUUAAAUCUUUAGUUUUUAGCUUAAAAAAUAUUGCAUAUUAAUCUGUCCUUAAUAAAGCAUUAUUGAAAUUUUGAUACUUCUUUGUAAUGGAAGGUAUCUAUGUUAGUGGAGGGUUUUUAAAUAAGCUUAUUGUGAUGCUUCUUGAGACUUACUCUGUUCAUAAUGUUGUAUAGCAUGCCCUUGGGUAUGAAUGAUGUACAAUUACAUUUGAUUUUAUGCUAUCUAUAUUAUCCUGUUUGUGACUUUACUUGCUACGGGGAACAGCUCCACAGCUAUGCCUUUGGAACAGGGAGUACUUGCAAGCUGUUCUAUUUUGUGAUAGUCUGAUAUUAAUUACAGGCUAGUGACAAUGAGAGACUAUUGGUCUCCUAUAUACAGUGCUGCAAUAGAAAAGGUGUGUGUAAAAAAGCUGAUGGCUAUCCCCCAGGUGAGCUUUAAGCAUGUGGAGUGGAACUAGCAUCACACUUGUUAAUGUAUAUAACAAGCUUGCUGUGGUUUUUAACUUUUUAUAAGGCUUCUCAGCUGCUGAGGAAUGAAUUCCCUGGACUACUGGCUGGAACCUGGAGUUUAAUCUCUCAUCAGAGGGAAAAUGCAGCAUAAGUAGCUCUUGUUUGUUUCCCAGGCUGGCUCUUCUGUCUGCAGCUGCCUUAGGAAGAUGAGGACU